This is a messenger RNA of Jaculus jaculus (lesser Egyptian jerboa), 4991 nucleotides long. It is a transcript of the gene Znf804b, whose product is annotated as zinc finger protein 804B. Gene Ontology annotation, cellular component: nucleus. The coding region runs from base 1 to 4257 and encodes 1418 amino acids. The record is from RefSeq and is a predicted model, not a curated record. Gene Ontology annotation, molecular function: zinc ion binding; nucleic acid binding. Lineage: Eukaryota; Metazoa; Chordata; Mammalia; Rodentia; Dipodidae. The transcript has 5 exons.
AUGGUGGGGUCACAGGUCCCCAGUGGCUGGCACAGAGCCACAGCGGUGGGCACAGAGCCACAGACGGGUGUCGUGGUUCUGCGGAGGCAUGUCACAGGGCCGCAGCUGUGGGUUGCGGGCCGCGGAGGGGCAUCAUGGGGCCGUGGUGGCUUGGCACAUGGCUUUUUGGUGUUAGGGGUGGUCUACCCACCCGAUUUUGCAGAAAAGGAGAAGUCCACAGCAAAAGCCCUGGAAGAUGCAAAGGCAAACUUUUACUGUGAAUUAUGUGACAAGCAGUAUCACAAACAUCAGGAGUUUGACAAUCAUAUUAAUUCUUAUGAUCAUGCUCAUAAGCAGGAUUUUGCAGAAAAGGAGAAGUCCACAGCAAAAGCCCUGGAAGAUGCAAAGGCAAACUUUUACUGUGAAUUAUGUGACAAGCAGUAUCACAAACAUCAGGAGUUUGACAAUCAUAUUAAUUCUUAUGAUCAUGCUCAUAAGCAGAGACUGAAAGAAUUAAAACAACGAGAAUUUGCUAGAAAUGUAGCUUCCAAGUCUUGGAAAGAUGAGAAGAAACAAGAAAAAGCUCUUAAGCGACUUCAUCAGCUGGCUGAGUUAAGGCAACAGCAGUCUGCAUGUGUUUCUGGAAAUGGAUAUGGACCAGCAUACAAAGCCCCCAAGAUAGCCAUAGAAAAACAGCUCCAACAAGGUAUUUUCCCAGUUAAGAAUGGAAGAAAACCAUCAUACAUGAAGAGUGCACUUCUUCUUAAGGGCAAGAGCCUCCCCAGAAGCACUGCAGAGAGACAGUGGUCCACCAUGCCUAGUCGACAUCAGCUCCAAUCAGACAGAUGUUAUUUAUUUGGAAAUCGGGUAAUGCAAACACCUUCUAAUCUUAGCAAUGCAAAUCACAGAACAGGAGUAUCAUUUUCAUUUUCAAAAAAAGCAUAUCUAAAAUUAGAAUCUUCAGCCUCAGUAUUCAGUGAGAAUGCAGAAGAUACCCAUGAUUGUAACAAGUCACACACCUAUAAAACAAAACAAACUGUGGAGAAAUGUAAGUGUUCCAGGUUUGCAAAUGAGGAUAUGCACCUUACCAAGGAAAAUGUUGUCAACAUGUCACCAAGCCAUCUGGAGAAUGUUUUGAACAACACUUUCUCCAUGAAUUCAAAAACUUUGCAAAACAAAAAUGAAUCAAUUAAGAAACUGGAAGGUUCAAUAGGCAUCCAUGCUUCUUUCUCUAAAUCUAACACCCAUCUUUUAGAAGUGAAUUGUACUUCUUCCAGCAGAGAGAAGGAGGCUAGGAACACACUGGAGAAUGCUUCAGAGAACUGCAUUAAUCACUCAUGCCAAACAAACACUUGCACCAACCCACAAGACAUUUAUCACACUAAUGCCAGUAUAUUUGAAUGUCUGGAUGAAUCUUUAUCUCCAGGACCAAGUGAGCAAAGGAGUACAGUGCAUUUGAAUGCUAAUUCCAGAAUACAGAGCAGAGGAAAAUCUUUAGAUGAAACAGAAAGAGUGGAAAAACUUUUGAGAGAAAGAUGUCCCCAUGAUGUGAAAAACAAGCCACUGUCUUUUCUCCAUGUACAGAGCAAAGAUGGCCACACUACUUUGCAAUGGCCUGUGGAACUGCUGCUCUUUACAAAAACAGAACCCUGCAUUUCUUAUGGCUGCAACCCAUUAUACUUUGAUUUUAAGCUUUCACAGAACACAAAAGAUGAGCAUAAUUCAGAAGGCUUGAAAAUGAAAUUGGGCAAAGAAGCUUUGGAAAUGAAAAGAAAAUUAGAUAGCCAAGUCUCAGGUUUAAUCAAACACCAACAAAAGUUAAUCCCAGAUCAUCAAUCUAUGAAACCAAACAUGAUUGUGGCAAAACCAGAUUUGCAAAAUUUCCAGACAAAACAUACUUUGGGCUACAACAAUUUUGAGCCUCAUAGGGGUAAACAUAAUUUUAAUGCGAGUGAUUUGGAAUUUAAAAAUCCCAAAGUUCCUGCUUUCCUUAAUAUGUCUCUAAAGGAUUGUAGAGGUAAGAAUAAUACUGAUGAUAAUGAAUUUAAGGAAUCUACAAAGGUCCAUUGGCAAACAUGUGAAAGAGUCAUUCUAAAUGAUGCAAAGGAGGGCUUAUCCUGUCCUCCUCAUAUCUCCAGGACUAAAAAGCAUAAACUUAUUCCCCACAAUCCUGAUUCAGAGAUUGAAGAGGAAAACAAGUUUACCUGGAAUUCUAGUCCUUUUGUAGCUGACAGCCACAGUGACUGUGGGGAUGACUUCAGUGUCACUUUGAACAGAAAUAUCAGUAUGGCCAACAGGACUGCUGGAUGUGGAAACCAAAGGAACAGCCAAAAACAUUCUCCAAAGCCACCUCUGGAUGGACAAUCAAGUCCCCUGGAUAUAUCUCCUAGCAGUCCGUCCAGUUGGAGAAAAACUUGCUUAUGUCAUAGGUCCAAUAGCAAUGACGGUGGUAAUCUGUUCUACUUUUGUCAAAGAGAAAACAACUCAAGUGAAAGACUCAAAGAGAAAUACAAGAAGCACAACUGUCUCUACUUGUCUGAUGAGACAUUAAGCUCUCCAUCGGAAACACAGAGAGACAGGAACUGUAGAUUGUGGGAAUCAUUUAAAAAUAAAAAACAUUCAAAUCAUAGAUACUGUCACUGCAAAGGAAAAUGUAAACUGGGGAAAAACCAGCAGUUCUCAGGAACAAAAUCCACAAGAAUCAUCUAUUGUGAUUCUAGCUCACAGCUGUCCCCUGCUAGAAACAGUGGAAAACUGCUUAAUGGCCAGAAACCUCAGCACAACAAAUUGAGCUCUUUCACAAGACAAAGAAUUUACUGCUUAAGAAAAAGCAAGAAAAGUAAAAAAUAUUCAGCCAGCCCUCAUUCUUGUGAUCUGGGAAAAGUUGAGCACAAGCCCUGUAACUCGGGCGCCAUCACUUACCUUCUGAGAAACUGUCCCAGUAGCUCUUCAGAAACCACAGAGUCAAGCAUUCUACAAGGGGAGAAGACAUACACUAUGACAGCCCAAAACCUUUUAGAAAGAGUACAAGCCAAGAAGUGUCAGGAACAAUCAACUAAUCUUGAGGUCUCUUUAAACAGUUAUGAAAAUGAAUCAGUGACAAAUUCACAAAUUCAAUGCACAAUUCAACUUGUACCACCAAUUUUCGACAGACCAACAUUGCCUUCAUCAGGGAAAAGACACUGCACAAGUAAAAGAAGUGAUAAAGGCGGUAGAGUUCAUAGGACUACAGGGAAAGACAAAAAUGAAAGCUCACAGGCAAAUGAUUUCUCUAUUUUAUCAGAUACUGAAUGUGAUAAUCAUCUUUCUAAAGGUGUAACCCAUGCAGUCACAGACCCUCAGUCUUUAAGCAGAAAAAAGAACCCAGUAACAAAAGAACAGUCAGAAUUCUUAAUUAGUAAAGUCCUACCUUUUACUCAGAAAUGUGACCCUGUGCCAAAUGAUUUCCCAGGUGCUUUUUCCUCCAGUGGGUAUACUGGUGUAGCUGAUUCAACAGAGGCCAAAGAGGACCAAAUAAAUCUAGGCUUACAGGAUAUAAGCAUGCAUAUGAAUCAUGUGGAGGGAAACGUAAACAUUUGCUAUGACAGAACUAUGCAGAAGCGUGACAAUGUGGAAGAUGAAUUAGAAUUGUGUCAUAAAUCUCUCUCUCCCCCUUUAAGUCAACAGCCUAUAACGUUUUCUCCUGAUGAAGUAGAUAAAUACAAGCUUCUACAGCUACAAGCCCAGCAGCAUGUGCAGAAACAACUUCUGUCAAAGCAUCUUCGAGUUUUGCCUGCUGCAGGAUCCAAUGCUUUCUCUCCAGCCUCUGCUAUACAGACAGUUCCAGUCCACCAGCACACAUCCAUCACCACCAUCCACCACACAUUCCUGCAACAUUUUGCUGUUUCUGCUUCUAUAAGUUCCCACAGCAGUCACCUCCCAGUGGCUCAUCUACAUCCAUUUUCACAGCCACAUUUUACACCUAUCUCAUUUUCUACCCUGACUCCCACCGUGAUCCCUGCACACCCCACUUUCUUAGCAGGUCAUCCCCUGCAUUUAGUCACUGCUACCCCUUUUCACCCAUCUCACAUAGCAUUUAGACCUCUCCCUCCUACAGCAUUUAUCCCCACAUUGUUCAGUUCUCACAUAAACCCAGCCACAACUUCUAUCAUACACUUGAAUCCUGUAAUCCAACCAGUGUUCCAAGGUCAAGAUCUUUGCCAUCAUUCUUGCUCCAGCCAGAUGCAGCAGUUAAAUGGAGUGAAAGAGGCCUUAAAUGUGUCAGGACACUUGAACUAAUAGGUGUUAGAGUUUCUCUUCUGGAUAAACAAAGAAUCAAUUUGUCACUACCUACAAAAUAGUGCAUUUAAUGUCACCUAUCUGGCUAUUAUCACAUUUAAAACACUGGUGCCAAAAAAUAUAACCCAUGUAUAAAUAUAAACUGGAUCAUCAAUAUUAAAGCGGAAUCAUUUAAAAUAACUUCUUUGCUUGCAAAAAAAUGAUAAUGCUAAUUUUAAUAAUCUUGUGGAGAGGAAGGGUGCAGUGUUAAAGAAUUAUGAGGGAUGAAUUUUCACAAUGUUAUGAAGUAGUAACAGGGAAUAUUCAGAUUGAGAAUUAAUACUAAAAUAAAAUAAAAUGGAAUAUAAUUUCCUAUGUUUUAGAUGUUUGAAGCAUAUAUGGAUAAAUGAAUGUGACUUUCAGUUUUAUUUGUCAAAUAAUAAUAAAAUAUCAGUGAAUUUCAUUACACAUUAAAAAUAAUCCCUGUGGUUCACUUUUGACCAAGGUAUCAAUCCAUAUUACAUGUUAAUAUGUUUUCACAGGAAAUAAAAUAUAGCAAGAAAUUUUCAGAUUAAUAAAGGUUAGAUAGCAUUGAAUUAAUUUCACACAGACUAAAUUGUUUAAAUUCUGUGAAGUAAUAUUUAACUUCACUUCCUAUGAAACAUUAUAGGUGUCAGUAAAUAAAGAAUGUUUAAUUUUUAGGAGCCAGGCAUGGUGGCACAUGCCUUUAAUUCCAACACCAGGGAGGCGGAGGU